Molecule: messenger RNA, 1129 nt
Organism: Pseudophryne corroboree (corroboree frog)
Lineage: Eukaryota; Metazoa; Chordata; Amphibia; Anura; Myobatrachidae
Gene: CAPNS1
Product: calpain small subunit 1
Exons: 11
Coding region: 151-849 (232 amino acids)
Cellular component (GO): calpain complex
Molecular function (GO): calcium ion binding
Source: RefSeq, a predicted model, not a curated record
CGUGGUCUUUAGGGCGGGAGGGCGUGGUCACAGCUGACAGGUUCUUCCUUUGAGUCACUCCUCGCCCCGCAGCCGCCGCCCUUCCCGGAACUCAGGCAGAGAGAGGAAAUUCCCGGAGCCCCGGACACAGCCAUAGGGUAGAUCGCAGUCAUGUUCCUAAUAAACCAAUUCGGAGGUGGAGGUGGCAGAGGUAUUGGUGGGUUUGGCGGCGGUGCUGGAGGAAUGUUUGGAGGAAUUAUGAACGCUCUCAGUGAUGCUGCUUCAAAUUACAGCCCAGAUCCUCCGCCCCCAAGGACCCAUAUUUCGACCAUUCAAGCAAAUGAGAGCGAGGAGGAGCGGCAGUUCCGUCGUCUCUUCAGCCAGCUGGCCGGAGAUGACAUGGAAGUCAGCCCGACUGAGCUGAUGGGAAUUCUCAACAAAGUAGUUAGUAGACAUCAGGACCUGAAGACAGACGGGUUCAGCAUUGACUCGUGUCGCAGUAUGGUGGCAGUGAUGGAUAGUGAUAGCACUGGCAAAUUGGGCUUUGAGGAAUUUAAGUAUUUAUGGAACAACAUCAAGAAGUGGCAGGGUGUAUACAAGAGGUAUGACACCGACCGCUCGGGAACAAUCGGGAGCAGAGAGCUGCCAGGGUCCUUUCAAGCUGCCGGAUUUAACCUGAGUCCGGAGCUGUACCAGAUGAUCGUCCGGCGUUAUUCCGAUGAGAAAGGAGAGAUGGACUUUGAUAACUUCAUCUGCUGUCUGGUUCGGAUGGAUGCCAUGUUCCGUGCUUUCAAAGCUUUGGACAAAGACGGAGAUGGAAAUAUAAAGGUGACAAUCCAGGAGUGGCUGCAGCUGACAAUGUAUUCAUGAGCUGGUAACGGAUCUGCCUUGUGGAGCUGUGAACUUUCCUCCUUCUUCUCUUGCUGUAUACAGGCUUGGUUUUAUACACUGUACUGAGAUCAGUGCCCCCCCGACCUUUGUAGCCUUCAGGAGACGAGCUGUUUUACACUUUAAUAUUAGAACACGUGAGCUGGGAUUAGGUUACAAUUUUUUUGGAACCUGAUUGGCCGGCACAAUUUUCUGUGUGAUGCUUUUGCUCUCUUAUGCUCUGUAACGUCAAAUGAAUGAUAUUAAAUCCAACACAAACACA